Molecule: messenger RNA, 4479 nt
Organism: Argiope bruennichi
Lineage: Eukaryota; Metazoa; Arthropoda; Arachnida; Araneae; Araneidae
Product: apical junction component 1 homolog
Exons: 6
Coding region: 35-2737 (900 amino acids)
Biological process (GO): cell-cell junction organization
Cellular component (GO): plasma membrane; apical junction complex
Source: RefSeq, a predicted model, not a curated record
CAACUUCCUGCGUGGCCUGCAGAACCGCAAUCAGAUGAUUCGGCCGUCUUCCACGUCUGCCUUCACACCCGUCCCAUCCUCUUCCAAUUCGGGCUUCCACCAGACGACGUCCACAAACGAAGACGAUGACGGUUCUCAGAGCGCUUCAUUUAAUCUCAACCAGAAGAGGCACAGCCUGGUGGAGUACGAUUCUGAACCUAAAGCAUACCCUCGGAACACGUGGCGACACAGCAGCGGCAGCAGCAAGGACAUCUCGCCGGAUAACUCUUCGACGGACAACGAGCUAUGGCUGUCGGUGACCGAGGAGAUGGGUCCCCACAAGGUGUUCAGGACAACACCCGAACACUUGGACGCGAGGUCCUCUUCCCGAAGCAGCGUCAGCCCACCCUCGCCCCCUGCGAGAUUUCCUCAGCAGCAGAAAAGAGUCUCACUAGAUUCAACGGGUUCUCCUAGACCAAUCUUCUUUGCAAGUUCUCGGCGUGGUUCAAAGGGAUCGAGCGCGGAUAAGAGCGACAGUUCCACCUACCUCCAUCAACCUACACAGACGACUUUGACAGACAUGCCUCAGCAGGCUCCCAGAGAAGAAGUGGUUUCCAGGAAGAGCUCGUCUGCGUACUCGGAGGAGAGCGGAUUCAUUCGCAGAGAUUCAAGGUCAGGAGGAUCCAGCAGCUGGAGAGAUUCGAAGACGGAUUCUAGUUCGGCCACCACCAGUAGGGGAGAGAAGGACUCGAAGUCAUCGGCGUCCUUGGAAGAGGUGUUGGAAUCGUUGCUUGCAAUACCACCGACGAGUUCUCGGUCUUCGAGCCCUUCGUCUCCCCGCAGGUCGAAGGGCCCCGGGUUCUAUCAGUCCCAGCAGCGACACGGAAGGUUCCCUCAAGAAAUCCCUCAGAGGAGAGAGAGCAUUGAACAGGGUAUAGAAAGCAUGACUAGGAGUACAGGAGGACAGCCGCAACCAGCUUUCCUUACGCCCUCCUCUCCGGGGACAGCUGAAGACGGAACCGAUCAGGGUAAGAUGUUCGCUGACAGCCUUAGCUUCCCACAACCAUUUCCCAGUAGUAGUACUUCUGCAAAGCCCUUCCCUUCUCCUCUGGAAGAGGUCAACCCUGCUUCCUUCUGUCGCAGCAGCUCCACCUCUCCUCUCGAAGAUGACGUUCAGUCUCCGACAAGCAUGGAAGUACUAGUGCCCGAGGGGGAGGAGCAAGAGUUGUCUUCCAUCAUCGAAGAUGAGCCAAAAAUAACGGAAGAAUUCUACCAGAACGAGGAAGAACAUCAACUACAAUAUCAUCUCCAGCAUCACGAAGAAAAGCUUCACGAACCGUUGCAUGAAUGUGAACACGCUCGUCUUCAACAUGAGAAUCCACCUCGCCCUCCUCUCCAGCGGCAAUCAACCCUUCCGUCUUGUAGCAGUGCAGACCUUUUAGCACAACAACCUCAGGAAGAUGUCAGUGCAGCCAAUCUCUUCGCUGGGCUCCAACCUGGCACUUAUUCACGCGGUGUAUCAGAACUACGUCGACCCCAGUCUCUCUGCCUUGUUCUUCUGCACUUACCCUGCAUGUUCUGUGCACGUGCCCUUGCACCACCCCCUACUACCAAUUCCUUUAACAAUGGCCCCACCCGAAUGACGUGCGUGUCCGAGCCCAGCACUCCAGUCAGGGUCUGCUGUGACGAUCGCGUAUCCCUUGAAUCGGACUCCCCCCUCACUAAUCUUGGUUCCAAUCCAGGGAGAGGAGCUUCCAACCAACAGGAGUCGGCCACCCCAACGAGGAAAAAGAAAACCCCGAAAGGAGUGUCCGGCGUCGGCAGCGACGUGAUCGCCACCACGGAAGGGCACCUUAAAUGCCAUCGACCCAAGUGCUCCAAGAGUCUGCCAGUGGAAGAAGCCCGUGCCAAGUUCAGGACCUGCCCCAACUGCUACACCUACUACUGCAGUCGCCAGUGUCGGAAACUUCACCUAGCACGUCACAAAGACCAUUGUCCCCAGACGCGAAUCAGCAACCUGUGCAAGCAGGUGCUGAUGAAGGCCAGAGACGACCCUGUAUCCAGGCGACAUCUAUCUCUCUGUGCCAAGCGAGGGCUGCUUUCAAGAGGCAGAGGUGCCGUCAAGCUUCUCUUCCUCUGCCCUGAAGAUGCCUUGGAUUAUUUGGUGCAUGGCUGGGAAAGUGCGAAAGGACAGACACUGUAUGUCUCCAAAGCCGAUCUCUUACCACAGGAAAUGGGAUCCGAUGUCUUCAGCCAGGUGAGAAGUUUCUGCGAGAAAUACAAUCCAGAGAGGAAAUUUAUUUUAUUGGCGGCCAUCACGGUGACCAACGAGGUCGCAGCAGCUCUGGAAAGGGAAGUAGUGGUUCGAGGAGCCAAAAUGCAUUUGUCCCCUUCCCUUCCGGAAGACGAUGUCCAGACUCUCAUUUUGACUAUCACAAAAACGAAUCCUGAGACUGGAGAUCCAGCUGAGACGACUGUCGAAGACAGAAAGAAUGGUCUUGGUAUCGUUGUAGAACAAUUAACUGCCAGGGGUGUCGAUUUAGAAAAACAGUAUCCACAUACUUACCGAAAGAUUUUGAAAUUCGUAAAUGAAAACGAACCCUUCAGCCCUAUCAGCAUUUUCCCCACGGACCAGAGAAAUGGACGAAUUUUCAUGUGCAUUAUCCUCCCAUGGGCGGAUCCAGAUAUAAUUGUGAACAUUUCCUCUAAAGUUGGAGCCUCCAUCGGCAAGUUCUCUAAGAAGAAAUGGAUGUCAUAACAGAGAAAUUCAGAAUUCUUAUAAGCACUGUAACUAAGGAAUAUGGAACGUUUUUUUUUAAAUCCCUAUUUCCUGUCAUUUUUCCACUCUGCUUUACCUUCACUAACAUAAUGUUAUAUAUGACUGUUUAGUUGUUCCAUUUGCUAGCAUUUGUUGUCUAACUCAGCAUUUAAUGAAAAAGAAUCAAAACAAACAAUGAAAUCUUUUCAAACAUAUGAAUCUUAUAUCUCUCAACAUGAUAGAACUUAAACCUUACGAACUCAUUCUUUGGAAGAUUCUAUAUUAAAUAACUAUUCCUUGCUGAAUCAUUAGUUAACUGAUUUAAAAGGAGAAUAAUAAUUGAAAAAAACAUUUGCAUUCUAAAUUAUAAAAUGUCAUAUCGCAUUUAAAUUUCCUUUAUUUUUUACAUUUACAAGUAUUUUUGAAGAAUAAUGAAAUAAAAUAUGAAAAGUUAGUAUUUAGUCUAAAGUCCCGGAAUGAUUCUAAAAUUAAAAAGAAUUGUUGGAAUUUUGCAAUAUUAAGAACAUAGAGUAAAGAUAAAGAAGUAUAGGGUCGCACCACAGUACUUGACAAACCCAAAAGUGUUCAAAAAUUUCACAAAGGAAUAACUGUUGGAAGGAAUUUUCUUUGGGCGAAUGUAUAAGAGAAAUGUAUUUAUUUAACGUAUUAAUAAAUAGGUUGGUGAAGAGGUUAACAAAACUGGUUUGAUGCCUGUGUAAUCACUAUUAUCUAUAAAGCAGCGUUCCAACGAGCCGUGAACAAUUUGUCGGUAAACUGGACAGACAUAAAAAACCCCUAGAAAACCGCAAAAGAGGUGCAAGAGAGGAAAGUGUGCCCUGUCUGCGACUCACGGGUCGUUGGAACGCGAUUUAAGGGAUUGUCCACCAAGCCGUAAUUCUGAGGACAGCAACCUUAAUGAUAAUAUGUAUAAAGGAAUUUCAAAUAUCUCUUGAUUUUUUUAUUACUAUUUCAAAUUACUACUCAUUGCUUCCCCGAAAUGCGUGUAAAUUUAUAUAGUACAUAAGUUGGUGUAUACGAGAAAUAAUCAUCUACCUAAGCCGUUUUCUUUGUAUUAUUUAAAAAAAUCAUGCUGCUUUAAUAUUGUCACAAAGAAAACACAACUGGGGAUGAUACAUAGAAAAUUCUGCGAUUUCAAGACAGUCAUGAUGAAAUUAUAGCUAAAGUAAAAUUUAAUUUAAUGUGUAGACAGUGAAGAACCAUUAAAUAUUACGUACUAAAUAUUAAUAAAAAGGAGAAAAAAACUAACGUUGUUUUGGUUAAUCAAAGUUAAAAAGCAAUAGUUUAAGGCAUUGUAUUUCAACCAUUGAAAAAUAUUUUUUCAGUACUAUUUAUUUCUGAGUCGAUGAGUCUUGGAAAACCUGUUGCCACCAACAUUUUAUUCUUUUAUUUUUUAAUGGCUUUUUCAAAUAUCAAAUCAAUACAAUCUUGUUAAGAAUUUUUUUUUCUUUCUUAAAAUGUAUUUUUUUGGAUGCUGAAUCAGUGACAAGUCUAAUAUUAUUUUAGGAAAAAUUAGGUAAAUUCAGAUAGAGUUUGUAAGCAUAUUUUAUUUGAUAAUUUUUAUUGUAUUGAUCACGAAUUUGGGAUAUAACGUCUUUCAGGGAGGUGCUCUCUAUUCCUUAUCUUUAAUCUAUGGUACGGUAAUCAUAUCUGUAUAUGUUUCCUAUCAAUAUCAAAAAUCUGUCAUAUCAGUUGAUUUGUGAUAGUCGAAAAUAUGCAAAAUU